AUGGAUACUAAUCAAGUAGUUUUUAUACAAGGUGAUAUACAACUUCAAGGUUUAGUUUCUCUUGUUAUUCAGAUGAACAAUGAAGAUUUCUAUUUGAAUGUUGAUGUGAUUUCGAAGCAUACUGGUUGUAGCACUAGUUCAAGGUCUUUGUCUCGUUCUAAUUCUGGUUGUAGCAGUAGUUCUGGUGCUAGUACUUCAAACUCUUGUGUAAGUGAAAGUCCUAAGCUUGUAAGGGUGGUCGAUCAUGACGCGGAAAAAUCCAAGCCUCUCAUUAUCGAUGAAUGGCAUUAUGUUUUUGACAAUAUUGGUAGAGAAUUUGUGGGUGGUGUUUUAGUUGUAAGGAUUGUUGUUGAUCAAUACAAGAUGUGUACUGGUUACAAGAUUCUUAUUCUUAAAAACGACAAGACUCGUUUUACUGCGAAGUGCGAAGAAGAUGGUUGUGGUUGGAGGAUUCACUUUGGGCCUGUGAAGGGUGAUAUUUCUCGGUUUGUGCUGAAAGAUUCUAACGUUAUUCACAGUAUACAGGGUGAUCCCACUUUAAAACCCAAACAGAUCAUGUCACUCUUUAAGAAGACUUAUGGGUCCAAUAUUAAGUAUCACCAUGCCCGUAGAGGGAAAGAAGCUGUAUUUGAAGAUCAAUAUGGUGACGACGAUAAGUCGUAUAGCGAUUUAAAUUGGUAUGUGAAAGCCAUUGAGCAAACUAAUCCUGAUAGCCUUGUGAAACUUGAAGUUGAUGAAGAAACUGGAAGAUUUAAGCGGAUUUUCAUCUGUUUCGGUGCUUGCAAGCAUAGCUAUAGGUAUCUCAGGCCCAUGAUUUACUUGGAUGCUACUUUCCUCAUUGGUAGAUUCAGGGGUACUUUGAUGGCUGCAACAUGUGUUAAUGGAAAUGAUGGUUUUUACCCAUAUGCCUUUGCUAUUGUUUUAUCUGAAAACAAAGACAAUUGGUUUUGGUUUCUGGAGAAUCUUCAACAAGUGGUCGAUGAUCGUCCGAUUGUUUUCCUAAGUGAUCGUCACGAAGGACUUCUGCAGGGCAUUCCAAGAGCAUUUUCUGGUUCAUAUCACAACUAUUGCUUUUACCACAUCAAGUGCAAUCUCCAUAUUGGAAAAGGUGAUGCGAAUUACAAUGUCGUUAUUGAUUUGUUUUACAAAGAUGCUUACUCUUACACAACAACGAACUUUGAAGAAUCUUUGCGGGGCAUGCAUGCAAUUGGUUGUGGACAUGUUGCUAAUUAUCUCAGGACCAUUCCAAAGGAUAAAUGGGCAAAUGCAUUUUUCCCUGUAUGCAGAUAUGCUGCUCACUCUUCAUUUAUUGCCGAGUCAUUCAAUAACUGGAUUCUUGAGUUCAAAAAGUUGCCUGCUUUUGCUCUUCUCGAUGCGAUACGGUGA
Papaver somniferum (opium poppy) is the source of this 1386-nucleotide messenger RNA. RefSeq lists its product as uncharacterized. Bases 1 to 1386 code for a protein of 461 amino acids. The transcript is spliced from 2 exons. Lineage: Eukaryota; Viridiplantae; Streptophyta; Magnoliopsida; Ranunculales; Papaveraceae. The record is from RefSeq and is a predicted model, not a curated record.